Messenger RNA from Actinia tenebrosa (Australian red waratah sea anemone), 2415 nucleotides. RefSeq names its product neurochondrin. Gene Ontology annotation, biological process: regulation of neuronal synaptic plasticity; neuron projection development. Gene Ontology annotation, cellular component: dendrite. The record is from RefSeq and is a predicted model, not a curated record. Lineage: Eukaryota; Metazoa; Cnidaria; Anthozoa; Actiniaria; Actiniidae.
UCCAACAUGGCGGACCACGUGUAAAAAUCAAGACGUUCUUUUUACGACAUUUAAAAAUUUAUUCCAGCGUCAGAUGUCUUAAAAAAUGGACGAAAAAGAUGCUACUGCUCCUAUAGACCAGAGUAGUGCCCUACAGAAGUGCAUUUCGUUAUUUAAAUCAGCGAAGAACGACAACGAGAGGUUCGCUUCUCUGCUUUUGGUGACGAGAUUAGUCAAGUCAAGUGAAGUCAAUGGCGAAGAGAGACGAGUUUUAUUCGAUGCCAUUGGAUUCACGUUUAUUAACAGGCUUUUGAAUACUACGACUAUCCCUGAGGAUUGCAGUGGAGGUGUAUAUCAGUCCCUAGCUGUUGCUAUCUUGGCUUGUUUUGCUACGGAUGAAGUGUUAAUUCUACAUCCUCAAAUGGUUGCCAAAAUUCCGAUGUUAAACCAAAUCAUUUCCAAUCCGUCAUCUGAGAAACCAGUCGUAGACGAUGCGUAUCAGAUUCUUGUUUCUCUUUCCUCGACAUCCAAAGGUUCUGACGCUUUACUUAAGAAAGAAACUAUCAAAUAUUUAUGUGAAAUCAUAAGCAAAGAAAUCCUAGAUCCACAUAUGGCUUGGAUUAUGCUGCUAAAUAUGGCUACGUUUGUUCCUAAAGAAAUGUGGUUAAAGCAUCCCAAGGACUUGAUCAAGCUUUUAAGCUUCAGUGCUAAUAAAAUGAGAACACUACAAGACAUGGAUAAAUUUGCAAUAUGCAAAAAUAUACUUGUUUUUCUUUCGCAUGCUGAAACGGCAGCAUUCAGAGAGGCAUUGAAGUCUUUUGAAACAGAUGAAUGGAUCGUUGAUUCGUGUGUUGGACUGAGAGAUAUUCUACAGAGUAAAGUAACCACAGUUCAAAGAGACCCUGCUUUAAUGCUAGUAUCAGUGGUUACAGAUUUGAUGGGGUGUGGCCUCAAAUGGGUCUUCCGUCAUGACGCAGGGAGCAAAAUUAACACAAGUGCAUUUUUUAUUCUCGUUGUUACUUCUGUGUCUGUUGAAAUAAGAAUUAUAUUGGAUGACAACAGCACUGAAGAGAUAAUUGAAAAAUCCACACUCUUGACAUCUUGCUACAACAUCAUGGAAAAUGUCAUAGCAUACCUGAUAACUGCCGACACCGAAGACGACAACYAUAACCAAUCGGCAGAGAUGAUACCCAGACUGGAACAGGGGAUGAUAUCAAAGCUGUACACCCAAGUAACAGAAGCAAUGAUGUCUGUUCUAGCCUUUCUUCAACAGGGAGCUAUGAAUUAUGAAGAUGGAGAGAUUUCUGAAGAGGAGCGGCAGUUGGUGAUUGCAUCAGCUAGAGUCCUGUGUGCCUGGUUAGCUGAGGAAUCUAUGGCAUUAAGGAAAGAGGUGAAUAAGGUGCUGCCUUUUCUGGUAAGAAUCGCUAAGGAUACAAUGGUUUCAGAUACUGAAGACAAAGGCACUAAAACCGAAGCUGUAAAGACAGUCACCUUUGAAGAACCAAUGGAGACAGAGAGUGCAGAACAGAAACAGCCUAUAGAAAUGUUACCAUUCAUGUUGCCAGCGAUGUGUCAUUUUUCUGCCCACGAUGAAUCAAGAAAAAUCCUUGUGGAGAACCACACACACCACAUACUUGUCAAAUACUACUCACUUCUCUGGAAACGCUUUCUCAAAGAUUCAACCACAAGUGCUAACUCCAAGACAUCGAUGGUGACUUUGCUUGGUGUCUUGUUAAACUUUGCUGUUACUGAACCAACGCUUGUAAAAGAGGAUCAGAGUUUUCUUGAAAUUCAAAGGCACAUCGUACUUAAUCUGCCUAUGUUAGAGCGAUAUUCAGAAAAUGUUGUUCUAGUUGCUCAUUUGGUGGUUCUUGGGCUUAUGUUGACCAGACAACAAAAGGAAUCUAAAGAUUUCUCUAAUCCUGAGCUAAGGCAGUUUUUCGAAUCAAGUUUAAAUUUCUUGAAAGAGGCAAAUGGGUGCUUGCUUUGUGAUGAGACGGCUAGUCCAUUGAGGAUUGCAUGUCAGAAAGACUGGAAGAAUAUCAGUGAGUUGUGGUUUUUGGGUGUCCAGGUGUUGAAGGCUUGUGCAACAGAGGUUCAAGGCCUUGAUGUGUUGAUGAAAGAAAAUAGCUGGCUGGAUGAUGUUAAACUUGGAGAUUAGAAAACAUGGUCAUGACGUUACAGCGCUAACAUUUGAACCGUGAACUCUUCAAUUUUUCAACAGUUUAUUGGUGAUUUUUAGAGCCACCAUUUUGGAUGGAUGUAAGAAAAGAUUCGUCAUUAUUCUCUUUUGCUAUGUCAUCAAACAUGGGCACCGUCUAAUUUGUUAUUUCAUUCUCUUGAACUUUCUACUGUUUCAAACCCUCUAAGGCCCCGUCCACACUAUGCCGGAUAAAUUUGAAUCCGAAUUUUUAUUUAUUCAGUGCUAUAGGCAUA